Messenger RNA from Aspergillus clavatus NRRL 1, 531 nucleotides. RefSeq names its product GNAT family N-acetyltransferase. Gene Ontology annotation, molecular function: acyltransferase activity, transferring groups other than amino-acyl groups. Lineage: Eukaryota; Fungi; Ascomycota; Eurotiomycetes; Eurotiales; Aspergillaceae. The record is from RefSeq and is a predicted model, not a curated record. Bases 1 to 531 code for a protein of 176 amino acids. The transcript has a single exon.
AUGACAACCACCCACAAAACCUGGACAAAACCCCCCUACCUCAUCUCCACCGACCCCUCGCCAAUCCCCCUCUCCACGCUCAACACCUGGUUCGCCUCCGAAGAGCUCUACUGGGCCAAGCCGCUCCCCGAAGAAACCCUCUCGGCCAUCCUCCACAACUCCCUCUGCUUCGGCCUCUACAAAACCACCACCACCAUCGCCGCCCAACCCGAACCCGAAUUCAUCGGUCUCGCCCGCUGCAUCACAGACCACUACACCUUCGCCUACCUCACCGACGUCUACGUGCUGAGCGCAUACCAGGGCCAGGGGCUGGGCACGUGGCUGGUGGAGUGUGUGGGCGCGACGCUGGACGCGAUGCCGGAUCUGCGGCGGAGCAUGCUCCUGACGAUGGAUUGGGAGCGGUCGGUGCCGUUCUAUGAGAAGGUGUUGGGGAUGAAUGUGGUGGAGAGUCGGCUGGGGGAGGAUGGACGGAGGGAAGGGGCGGCGGUGAUGUCGCGGAGGGGGAGGGGGAGUACGAGCUGGGUGCCUUGA